Labeo rohita (rohu) is the source of this 2230-nucleotide messenger RNA. RefSeq names its product X-ray repair complementing defective repair in Chinese hamster cells 3 (gene xrcc3). The record is from RefSeq and is a predicted model, not a curated record. NCBI's taxonomy places the organism in Eukaryota, Metazoa, Chordata, Actinopteri, Cypriniformes, Cyprinidae. Gene Ontology annotation, molecular function: ATP binding; ATP-dependent DNA damage sensor activity; four-way junction DNA binding. Bases 309 to 1373 code for a protein of 354 amino acids. Gene Ontology annotation, cellular component: replication fork; Rad51C-XRCC3 complex. Gene Ontology annotation, biological process: resolution of mitotic recombination intermediates; telomere maintenance via recombination; t-circle formation. The transcript has 7 exons.
GUCUUAAAGCGCGAUAAUAUGAAGGGAGUGUGUUGUUUAGCCGAUACGCUAUCGCAGUCUUUCUCUUAUUGGUUUGACAAAAUAAAAUAUCGUUCGUUAUAUUUGUAAUCGCUUGUCUGUUCUUAUAUAAACACCGCUAGGUUAAAAAUAAUAAAACGAGACUUUGAUUUUGACAGUUUAUGACAUGCUGACCGGGAAGUAAAUGUUGCACAGUUCAAAUGUGUGCAGAUAGUUUUAGUAAGGUAAAAUAACAAUCAAACGUUAUUUUAUUAAGCAUACACAUCUUAAAUGGAGAUUCACAAGAGGUGAUGGAGUGGGAACAGCUCGAUCUGAAUCCAAGGAUUAUUACUGCUGUUAAAAAAGCCAAUUUUAGAUCAGCCAAGGAGAUCCUCUGUGUCUCUGGUCCAGAUUUACAGAGACUGACUCGUUUGUCAAAGACUGAUGUUCAGCGCCUGCAUUAUGCUGUAGCGGCUACUGUCCGCAAGUCCAAGCCGGUUACAGCUUUACAGCUUUUCCAGGGAGAAUGUCCUGUUUUGGAAGCUGGACACAGGCUCUCUUUUGCCUGCCCCAUUCUGGACGGUCUGAUGCGUGGUGGUCUCCCGUUACGAGGAAUAACAGAGCUGGCAGGCGAGAGUGCUGCUGGAAAAACUCAGUUUUGUUUGCAGCUUUGCCUGUCUGUCCAGUAUCCUCAAGAAAACGGAGGACUGAAUUCAGGAGCUGUUUAUAUUUGCACUGAGGAUUCCUUCCCCAUCAAACGACUAAGGCAACUUAUUACCCAGCAGCCCCGGCUCAGACCAGAUCUGCCACCAGCUCUGAUCCGCAGUCGGCGUUUUAGCGACAACAUCUACAUCGAGCAUGCAGCUGAUCUGGAGGCUCUGCAGGCGUGUGUGUCUCAGCGUGUGCCCGUGCUGUUGAAGCGAGGGCUGGUCAGACUGCUGGUGGUGGAUUCUGUGGCGGCUCUGUUUCGCAGUGAGUUCCAGGCUGAUGAGGCUAUAGAGAGGUCACGCCACCUGCUGGCCUUUUCCAACAGACUUCACCACCUGAGUCAUGAAUACGGUGCACCUGUAGUCUGCGUCAACCAGGUUACAGAUGUUGUGGAUGGACCAAAUCAAGGAAGGUGUGACUAUGGGCUGGUGGGCAGUAAGGUGCUUCCUGCAUUGGGCAUUGCCUGGGCCAACCAGGUGAUGGUGAGACUCAUGCUCAGGAGAUUGACGGGUCAAGUCCAAUCGGACAACCGAAGCAGUGCUCCUCGAAAAUUAGAAGUGGUUUUCGCCCCACACCUCCCUCGAGCGAGCUGCUUGUGUGGGGUUUGGGAAGAAGGAGUGAGAGGGAUCCCUGAUGACCACUCAGACCUGCAGCAGGGCUCUUCAUGAUGAAUUAUCUGCAAAAUGAGCAGAUGGAGAGGACAUUCACUACAACAUGGCAGUUAACAACUGCUAAUGGACAAAAAUGUUUAUAAAGGACAUUUGAAUGUUUUUUUUUGUGAGGAAUGGCUACAUUUUUACCAUUUGAAAUUAAUGCUGCACAUUAUUAAUAUACAAUUCUCAGAGGUAUUAUGUCUAAAUAAUUUUGUAAAAUGUAAUCCUGUUUUUAUAACAAUUGUUAUUAUUAUUAUUAAGCCCUUGGUCCACAGAAUAAAUGUUUUACUUAAAUAUAUAUGUUGUCUCAGCUUUCAGACAUAAAUAUAGUUCUAAGCAGCAAUAAGUAAGGUGAAUAAAGCCUAAUUGUCACCUCACAGCUGUCCUUGAAAAGAACAGGUUGUUUUGUUCUCUCAUAUCAGAAAACAAAGCAAAUUCAAUUUGCUCUAUAAUUGUCUGUAGUCCAGUCACUCCUCAAUCGAUCUACCGACCUGCAACACUCAAAUCACGGACAGAGAGCAUUAGUUGAGACUAGGCUAUGAUAUUUUAAACAGAAAGGCAAAUAUAGCACUUUUCCCAGAAAAAUGGGCUGCCCUUUUCUACAAUGUUUUCAUGCCGUGGUGUGGCCAUGUAGUAAACCCUAGCGGUAUGACAAAAAGGGUCAUGUGACAAUGUAAAAUUCUAAUGUUGUACAUGAUCCUUCUUAACAUGAAAUCAGUGUUUUCUAUUUUGGGAAAGUUCAAAUGGUAGAAUGUAUAUACACACUACCAGACAAAAGUUUUUGAACAGUAAGAUUUUUAAUGUUUUUUUAAAGAACUAUCUUCUGCUCAGCACGACUGCAUUUAUUUGAUCCAAAGUACAGGAAAAAAUAG